Messenger RNA from Pogoniulus pusillus (Red-fronted tinkerbird), 2800 nucleotides. RefSeq names its product apolipoprotein L domain containing 1 (gene APOLD1). The record is from RefSeq and is a predicted model, not a curated record. Gene Ontology annotation, biological process: regulation of endothelial cell differentiation; angiogenesis; lipid transport. Lineage: Eukaryota; Metazoa; Chordata; Aves; Piciformes; Lybiidae. The coding region runs from base 185 to 925 and encodes 246 amino acids. Gene Ontology annotation, molecular function: lipid binding. The transcript has 2 exons. Gene Ontology annotation, cellular component: extracellular region; membrane.
CCCGCAGGUCACUUUCCAGUGUGUCACAUCCUUCUGCACAAGGGAGAGCAGGAAACGGCAAACUCCCAGUAUGAGGCAAAGCAUUCCCAUUGCAGCAAUUGGUCCACAGGAGCUAUAAAUUGGUCUCCUCCAGAAACAGAUCAAAACUUGGCUCUGGGGAGGUUGGCUGGAAAGUUAAGAGGCCAUGGAGAGAAACGGUGUUGCCUUUCCCCAAGCACCAGACCCCACACACCACUUCCACGUUUCCCUGCUGGAACAGAGACAGAAGCUCCGUGGCCACAUUGCUCACCUCCACAAGGCAGCUCGGAAACUCAACAAGCUCCGCCGGAGGUCCCUGAUAGCCAACCUCAGCGGGAGCACACUGACUGCUGCAGGAGCAGUCACCGCCAUCGUGGGGCUAUCCCUGAGCCCGGCCACCCUGGGAGCCUCUCUCCUGGCAUCGGCCGUGGGUCUGGGUCUGGCUGCUGCUGGCGGGGCCGUCAGCAUCACCUCCGACCUCUCCUCGGUGCUCUGCAAUUCCCGAGAGGUGAGGAAGGUGCAGGAAAUUGCAGUGACUUGUCGGAAGCAGAUGAGGGAAAUCCUUGGCUGCCUGGAGUUCCUUCGCCGGGGGCAGGGCCCUGGGGACCCCACGCUGCGCCAGUCGGAGAAGAGGGCUUCCAUCUCCUUGUACAACUCCGUCUGCUUCAUGGUCUUCUGCGGCUCCCACACCUUCCUCGUGCCAGAAUACACAAAGGAGGUCACAAAAGUCAGCCAAGCUGUGCUGAAGGCCAAAAUCCAGAAGCUGGCUGCCAACCUUGAGACCUGCACCAGGGCAAUGGAUGAAGUCUGUGAACUUCUUGAGUCUAGGACAGAGCUUUCUCAGUGUAUGAGGAGACUCAAUUUGGGUUCUGUAACCACUGCUGAGAUCUCGAGACCAUCCAGCUGAAACAGGGUUAGGCCCAUAAUUGAAACCAGGCUUGGAAACAUUACACUAUGAACUGUCACCAUUGGCACUGCUGCCUGUUGCUGUUGGAAGGUUGGUGGUGCUAAUCCACACAGGUGUGAACACCUCUCAAGAUCUGAACACAAACUCCUUCCUGAUAAGAAGCUGAAACUCACACACACACACCUGACAACAGCCACAUGAUUCAGGCUGGAGGUUAUGAUGGACAUUGCACUACUGUGCCCACAGCAGCAGAUCCCAGAGCACUGAAGGCAGGGUUAGGUGGCUGUUCUUCAGCUCCGGGUUUCCCCAGCCACCUCUCCAGCUCUGCUUACCCAAGGCAGCAAAAAAGAAGCUGAACAGGAGGCUGAGGAAAUCCCUGCAUUCCUGGUGCUGACUGAACCUAGUUUGUAAGUCACUUGUGAACCUAAAAGGGCUGAGGUACCCCCAAAAAAGGCAGCAGCUGCCAGUUUCUAAUAGACUACAGUCUGGUUCCCAAGGUACAUCUGGAAAGCCUGUUGAAGGAAGCAGCUCCAGAUAUGACAGACUGCAUGGAUGGUUCAUCAGCCCUGGAUGAAAUAGCAGGGCCAGAAAUUGUUAUGCUUUUUGAAGAAGCUUCUCCAGGCUCAGAACUGUGAUGGUUUUGUUCUAUUUAUUUGCAUUAAGAUUAUUUUGUUGGGUUUUGUUUUAAUAUUGUAUUUAAAGAUGUAUUUUUUUUUUUCUUUUAAAAAGAAGGCCUCUGCUCCAAAGGAAAGCAGCUCCUCUUAGAGGCAAAGCAAGUCUGUGGCAUGUGAGAGCAAGUUUCCUGUUCUUUGGCUGUGAGGGAGGAAAGGUCACUGCAGGGAAAGGAAAGCAUGGCCUGAAUGCUGAUAGUUAUAAAAUAGGUGAAGCUCUGUCAUCCAGCGACAGAACUUAGGAACCAAAAUGGGAAGAAGGACAGGUUAGGGAGCCUGGAACCAGAGUCUGCCUCAGGGCACUGGUAGAAGAAAGCAGUUCUAUAUAUUUUGCAGCAGGGAGGGAAGCACAGGUCGGUGCUACUGCUCUGACCUGGAGCCCACCUAUGAUGAGAGCACAUCUGAGGGAUGGAGGUGCCACUCUCCAUGAAGCUGAGCAGCCUGUGAGACCCACAGGGUUUUUUUCCUGUGAAGAGGAGGCAGCACUCAUGGAGACAUACACAUACUCCAAUUAAUGCUUACCAGGGAAGGCUUCAUGUUAGCAAAACAUAUAUUGGUACUAAUAUUCAAGAGGAGUUCAGAGAAGUAGGGUGAUUCAGUGACAGGGCACUUAAAAAGCAGGAGGAAGGGGUCCUGUUUCAAGUGACUGUUCUGCUAGAUAUAUCCUUCAUGAUUUUUUGACCCAUCAGUGCCUCAGUUCCCCAAAAAUGAGGACAAUAACACUUCCCUACCUCACAAGAAUACUCCUGGGACAAACAUCGAGAAGUGCUCAAGUGCUGUGAUGAUGGGGAAGGUGUCUGCACCUGGAAGAGGUACAAGGAAAAGACCCCAGAAACUAGCUUGAGACAACUAGAGGAGUUAAUACAGGGAUAACUCCAACUCCACCACUAUGCCCCAGUGGAUAAGGGAAACUUCCCUACAGAUAUAUGAAUGAAAAUGAUCAGAAAAAUAACCAACCAAACAAUACUCUGUAAUUCUGCAACACCGAGCCAGCUCUUAGGAAGAGCCACACUCCAUCUCACAAAGCUUCAACAAUCUUUGUCCUUUUUGUCUCUUCCUCUCAUGGAAUCAACAUUUGUUUUUACACAGAAGAAGAACACAAGCAUUAGUCCCUCAGAGUGUGACUCAGAUGCUUGCAAUGCCUGUGUGUGUUUGUCAGAAAUGAACAAGUACACUGCUGGUUCAAUUAAAUGAAUAUGAAGCA